AUGGUUAAUAUAACAUGCAGAGUUUUAUCGAGGCCAGAUGAGCGUCGUUUACCUGAGGUGUACAGACAGCUGGGCAUGGAGUACGACGAAAAGGUCUUACCUUCAAUUAUUAACGAGGUUUUAAAGUCUGUAGUUGCUCAGUUUAAUGCAAGUCAAUUAAUUACACAAAGAGAAAUUGUCAGCAAACAAGUCCGCGACCAACUCGUUAAAAGAGCUAAGGAUUUUAAUAUUCUUCUUGAUGAUGUUUCUCUAACGCACUUAAGCUUCUCACCUGAGUACGAACGAGCAGUCGAAGCCAAGCAAGUUGCGCAGCAGCAAGCAGAGCGGGGUAAAUAUGUUGUAUUAAAAGCUCUCGAGGAGAAGAAGAGUACUAUUAUCAGAGCACAAGGAGAAGCAGAAGCUGCUAAACUUAUAGGAAACGCAGUGAAGACAAACCCUGCUUUUCUCGAGUUGCGACGCAUUGACGCUGCGAGAGAAGUAGCGCAGACCGUUGCUCGAAGCAAACGCUUUUCAGACGUGUUUAACCCUCAGAGUAAAUAA
Messenger RNA from Eimeria acervulina, 540 nucleotides. RefSeq names its product prohibitin, putative. The transcript has 4 exons. Lineage: Eukaryota; Apicomplexa; Conoidasida; Eucoccidiorida; Eimeriidae. The coding region runs from base 1 to 540 and encodes 179 amino acids. The record is from RefSeq and is a predicted model, not a curated record. Gene Ontology annotation, biological process: mitochondrion organization. Gene Ontology annotation, cellular component: membrane; mitochondrion.